Molecule: messenger RNA, 2054 nt
Organism: Anopheles bellator
Lineage: Eukaryota; Metazoa; Arthropoda; Insecta; Diptera; Culicidae
Gene: ppk12
Product: pickpocket protein 28
Exons: 7
Coding region: 79-1956 (625 amino acids)
Biological process (GO): sodium ion transmembrane transport
Cellular component (GO): membrane
Molecular function (GO): ligand-gated sodium channel activity
Source: RefSeq, a predicted model, not a curated record
CACACACCCUCAUCCACUAUAGUAACCAUUAAACAGUGAAAAUCUGAUCUGAAAAGCAGCUUUAAAGGCAAACUCAAAAUGGCUCCGGCGUUUCCGGUGCAUAAAGCUCGCCUGAUUUCGAUGGCUUUCGAAAAGGACUUCCGCCCUAAAACUAGCGUUAAAAAAGAUCGCGUUUCGUUUACGGAAAACUUUCGCGAAUAUUGCCUAAACACCACCAUUCACGGUCUGAAAUAUGUGGGAACGGUUUCGCUCACGCUCUGGGAACGAAUCUAUUUCUUUCUGACGUUCAUCGUCGUAACAGCGUGCGCCGUUUACUUUAUUUCGAACGUGUACUUAAAGUGGCAAUCGUCGCCUAUCAUAAUCGGGCUCAAUCCGAUAGCCACGAAUAUCAAGGACAUCCCGUUUCCGGCCGUUACGAUCUGCAACAUGAAUCAGGUUCGCCGUGAGGCUGCAGACCGCAUUGAGGCACACACUCUGGAACAAACCGUGUUGCAAGCAAUCUGCUCCAUCGACGGUGAUAUCAACGUGACCCAGUACGAAGGCAAAUGGUCAGCGGUAAAGCAGCUGCUGCUGAGCGCCACUCAACCUUGCUCUCGUCUUCUAAAAGCCUGUCGAUACGCAAAGCAGGUGGAAAAGUGCACGGAGAUCUUCCAAUCCGUGCUAACCGACGAAGGAUUGUGCUGUACGUUCAACACGCUCGAUGCAACGUACAUGUUUCGUGGGACAGAUGCGCUCAACAUAUUCCCACCCGAAGCCGGUCCCGAUGCUGAUCGAUUUCGACCAAUACUUUGGACGCCCGAAGGUGGAUUCGCCGAACGCCCGACAAACAGAACGUACCCCCGGGUCAUCCCGGGACCAGGCGUGGCGAUGGGACUAGCUAUGGUGCUGGACGCGAACGUCAGCGAUUAUUACUGCUCGUCGACAUCGUCCACCGGUUUCAAAAUCAUCUUUCACAGCCCAAGCGAAACGCCGAAAAUAACGGACUACGCGCAGUACAUUCCCGUUGGGUCAGAGACCCGAAUCAUCAUUACACCGAAGAUUAACGAUGCGGCGAGCCAGAUCCGGAAGGUGUCCCAAGAGCAACGGCAGUGCGUUUUCGCCAACGAGGCCAAUUUGUCGUAUUACAGCGUGUACUCGCGCAACAAUUGUGAGCUUGAGUGUGAGGCCAAACUGAUCCUGGAGAACUGUGGCUGUGUACUGUACUUUCUGCCGAAGCUGUACGAGGACACGAAGAUCUGCAGCCGCGCCAACGCUCGGUGCUACGAACAGAUUCGUAAUUCGAUCGCUUUCACCGCCAAUACUAGUCUCACCUGUUCCUGUUUGCCCGGCUGUUUCGAGAUCAGCUACGUACCGGAUCUGACGACGGCCGAGUUGCACGUAGGACAGUUUGGUAUCCGCGAAACGAUGCUCGGCGACGUGAAGGAUGAGAAAUAUGCCAAAGAAAACCUUGCCCUUGUGUACGUGUUCGUGAAAGACACCUACUUCCGGAGCUUUACCAAGGGCGAAUUGGUUGGAUUCACGGAUUUUUUGUCCAACGUUGGUGGCCUGCUGGGACUGUUUCUGGGCUUUUCAAUCAUCUCCCUUAUCGAGGUUAUCUACUUUGUGACACUUCGACCGUACUGUGCCAGGCGAAAGCAACGGAACGUAAACAACGGCGUCGACGCAGAGUCAUAUCCUGGGAACGCUGCACGGCGGGAUUUAAUUACGUUUGGAUUCAAACCGGAGGUGCAAUUUGUUGGCCGGUCAACUGACAUGGGUUACGAACAGAGUGGCAUCCAGCGAGGAAUCACCAACAAUGGAACGGUAACUGAGCUCACUGCAAAGCUUAAAAACAUAGCUCACUCUCGAAUGCGACAGGCCGGUGACUGGAUUCACAGUACGUUUCGCCUCCGAAAAAACCAACACGGACUGGAGCCACCGAACCGAGCAACAACGAUCUAUCCAUUCUGCGACUGAGUGAAACUUUAACACCGACACCCAGGGAGAGAUCAGUUAAUGCUCCUGUGGGAGGCAACACGUUUAUUGUCAGCUAUCUGGCACCGAAGUCACCUUUU